Molecule: messenger RNA, 768 nt
Organism: Monoraphidium neglectum
Lineage: Eukaryota; Viridiplantae; Chlorophyta; Chlorophyceae; Sphaeropleales; Selenastraceae
Exons: 5
Coding region: 1-768 (255 amino acids)
Source: RefSeq, a predicted model, not a curated record
AUGCAGCACAUAACGCCCGCGUGCCCCCGCGGCACCGACUGGCUGGUGGUUACUAAUGGGGACAACCUGUACGACCCCUCAUUCCUGGGGAGGCUGCUGUCGGAGGCGGCCGCGGGCGGCGGGGCCGACGCGGUGGCGUUUGAUUACUACUCGCGCUUCCUGCGCCCCACAGGCGAGCCGUGCGGGCGCUUCGCGGCGGCGCAGGGGCGCGGCAGCUGCAAGCCCAACCUGAUGAGGUGGUGCCAGACAGACCUGGCGGCGACGGCCUACAGGUGGCCCAAGUUUGUGGGCAGGGAGGGCGGUGAUAACAUGCUGUUCGGGGUGCUGGACAAGGGCAUUAGUCACGACGGGCAGAUGGCGCAGCAGGCCGUGGCGCGCGGCUGGAAGGUCCGGCGCGUGGACGACGCCUGCCUGGUCGACCACGCGCCCAGCCCCCAGCUAUGCGCCCUCGCCGGCCGCGUUUGGGACGACCGGGAGGCGGCCACGCCCCACGCGACGGGCGGCGCCUGCGUCGGCGCGGCGCGGGCGGCGGCGCUGCUGGCGCGGGCGGGGGUGGAGGAGGUGGAGGUGCCCGUCGCGCACGACACGAGCUUCGGGCUACCAGAGGGCCGCCUGGCCCUGCGUUGCCUGAGGAUGGCAGACAAGGGGCAGUGGGGCCAAAUGCUGGAAUUCUUCUCGAAAGGCUGCGAGGAGCCGCCUCCAGAGGUCGUCCUGGAGGAAAUCGUUGAGGGCGGCGCGGCGCGCGACCCAGAGCCUCCGGCCGCUUGA